UUGUCUAACAGGAGAGCGGGCUAUUUGCAAAAUAAAGAUAGCUACUGUUAAGCUUGUAGCCGCUAUGUGGGCUGACACAUGUGCAGGGUGAUCUGAAGGGGAAGCAGCGCUGAAAUGUGAGGGUGUUACCGGCGGCGCUCCUCCGUGUUUGUGCUCCCGGACAGUUCGGCUUCUCGGCGGUCGGAUGCUGGAAGUCCUCGCCGAUAAAGGGCGCACGUACUGGGCUCGGAGAGAAAGGAGAAGGGACGCGGAAGGAAGGAACUAGGGAAGGAUAGGGGAGCAUUUUAAUACCAAAUCGGGACACAUGUUGAGCUAACGCCCCCCUCCUCCCCUCCUCCUCUUCUCCUCGCAAAUGCAUUUGUUGCCUCAAUCGCCUUCCCGUUACUAAUUACUGCGAGUGAGGAAAAGCUGAUCUCCUCUCCGGCUCCGUGGAUCCUCACCGCUUUUUUGGGGGGGGGCUGACCAUCAUGGAUCCCACUAAAAUUGCUGUCAGCAUCAAUAAGGCCAUCAACACACAGGAGGUCGCUGUCAAAGAGAAGCAUGCCAGGACCUGCAUCUUGGGCACCCAUCAUGAGAAAGGCGCCCAUACUUUCUGGGCGGCGGUCAACCGGCUUCCUCUCUCCAGCAACGCGGUGCUCUGCUGGAAGUUCUGCCACGUCUUCCACAAGAUACUGCGAGACGGACAUCCAAACGUGAUAAAGGACUCCAUGAGGAACAAGGCUGAUUUAACGGAUAUGAGCAGGAUGUGGGGCCACCUGAGUGAAGGCUAUGGGAAGCUGUGCAGCAUCUACCUCAAACUGCUCAUCACCAAAAUGGAGUUUCACAUCAAAAACCCUCGUUUCCCCGGCAACCUGCAGAUGUCAAACAGACAGCUUGACGAGGCGGGAGAGAAUGACGUUAACAACUUCUUCCAGUUGACAGUAGAGAUGUUUGACUACCUGGAGUGUGAACUCAACCUCUUCUUGGGUGUAUUCAGCUCUCUCGACAUGUCUCGGUCGGUGUCGGUGACGGCAGCGGGCCAGUGUCGUCUUGCCCCCCUCAUCCAAGUCAUCCUGGACAGCAGCCACCUGUAUGACUACACCGUCAAGCUGCUGUUUAAGCUGCACUCAUGCCUUCCAGCAGACACUCUCCAGGGCCACAGAGAUCGCUUCCAGGAACAGUUUAAGAAGUUAAAGAGUCUGUUUUAUCGCUCCAGUAACUUGCAGUACUUCAAGAGGCUGAUUCAGAUCCCACAAUUGCCUGAGAAUCCUCCUAACUUCCUGCGUGCUUCGGCUCUAUCGGAGCACAUCAGCCCUGUGGUCGUGAUCCCGGCCGAGUCGUCGUCCCCUGAGUCAGAGCACCUGGUGGAAACAGACGACCUGGUGGACACUGAUGUCCCCACACUGCCGGCUGCUGUGGAGACAAAGUUUGACGACCUGUUUGGCACCUCAGCUGCUAUCGACCCAUUCAACUUCAACAGUCAGAACGGCAUGCGCAAGGACGACAAAGACCGUCUGAUUGAACAGCUGACCAGGGAGAUCCAGGCCCUAAAAGAAGAGUUGGAGUCUUUCAGGCUGGAGAGUGGUCGGUUGUGUCAGGCGCUGCGGGGGCGUGUCAGUGAGUUGGAGGCGGAGCUAGCAGAGCAGAGCCACCUGAGGCUGCAGGCCGCAGGGGAGAGCGAGUUCCUGAGAGCAGAGCUGGAUGACGUGCGGAGGGUCCGAGAGGACACGGAGAAGGAGCAACGGAGCCUGACGGAAAUAGAGAAAAAAGCUCAGGCCAAUGAGCAACGCUACACCAAACUGAAGGAGAAGUACACAGAGCUGGUUCAGAGUCACGCAGACCUGCUGAGGAAGAACGCAGAGGUGACCCGGCAGAUGACGGUGGCCAGGGCAGCACAGGAUGAAGUGGACGAAGUGAAGAAAGAGAUGCACGAGAAGGUGAAGGCCGCCCAGGAGACAGCCGGCAGACAGGAGAGGGAUCAGCUGCAGCAGCUUCAAGAGCUCCAGAGAGAGCUGGUGUCCAGCAGGGCAGACCUGGACUCCUUGAAGACCACCAUGGCCUCAUCACAAGAGUCUAGUGAGGUGCUCAGCACUCAGAUCACCGCCCUGGAGUCUGAGAAGGCGGAGCUCGUCCAGUCUUUGUCCAAGGUGGAGUCGGAGCUGGCUGUUCAGGGGGAGGAGCUAGAGCGAGUCCAAAGCUCAUUGGCCACCGAAAGGGAGAGCGGGGUGAAGUCAGCAGAAUCCCUGCAGAAUCAGCUUAAUGAGAAGGAGAGCAGGGAGCAGGCGUUGGAGAGCCAGCUGGUCGCAGCUCGCUGGUCUAGUCUGCAGGGUGCCGUGGAAGAGGCAGAGAGGAUCAUCCAGGACUCGCUGGCGCAGAUAGACAACCCAGAACACAUCAGCUGCACCAGCUCUGCAGACUACCUAGCAGCCAGGUGUAAGGCCUCUUUGGACUGUAUGGACCGGCUCCAUUCUGCCAGCGAGGCCUUCUUGGCUGACAGCACAGGUGUGUCUGAUCUUGUACGAGUGGUGACCCAGUGUGGCCACCUGGUGGGUGACACCAUCGUUCAGGGUAGUGCCACCUCUCACAUGGUGCCUGUGGAUCAAGCUGAUGCUCUGUCAGAGUGUGUGAAGACAUGUGGGGCCGAGGCUCUGGCUCUGCUGGGCCAGAUGAAGGGGCAGGACAGCCUGGCCACAGCAGACAGCUGCAAGCUGAAGGCAGCUCUGGAGGCCAUCCUGUCCACUGCAGAGAAACUGCGUCCUCGGGGUUUGGAGCUUCAGCAGGGAGAGCUGGGAGAUCUAGUGGAGCAGGAAAUGGCUGCCACGUCUGCUGCUGUGGAAUCAGCUGCCGCCAGGAUAGAGGAAAUGCUCAAUAAGUCUCGAGCCGUUGAUACAGGAAUCAAGAUGGAGGUCAAUGAGAGGAUCUUGGCCUCCUGCACUGAGCUGAUGCAGGCGAUCAAACAGCUUAUUCUGUCUUCCAAAGAUCUGCAAAGGGACAUUGUGGAGAGCGGUCGGGGGGCAGCCUCCAUGAAGGAAUUUUAUGCCAAGAACUCCCGCUGGACUGAGGGCCUGAUUUCUGCCUCCAAAGCAGUGGGUUGGGGCGCCACGGUCAUGGUGGAUGCUGCUGAUAUGGUGGUGCAGGGCAAAGGGAAGUUCGAGGAGUUGAUGGUGUGUUCGCACGAGAUAGCUGCCAGCACAGCACAGCUCGUUGCUGCUUCAAAGGUAAAAGCAGACAAAGACAGUGGCAACCUGCAUCGUCUGCAGCAGGCGUCACGAGGCGUCACUCAGGCCACCGCAGCUGUCGUGGCCUCCACCAAGUCUGGAAAAUCCCAGAUUGAAGAGAAAGAUACGAUGGACUUCUCCAGCAUGACUCUCACCCAGAUCAAACGACAAGAGAUGGACGCCCAGGUCCUGGUUUUGGAGCUGGAGACACGUCUGCAGAAGGAGCGAGAGCGUCUUGGUGAGCUGAGGAAGAAGCAUUACGAGCUGGCUGGCGUAGCAGAGGGCUGGGGCGAGGAAGAGGAGGGCACAGGUUGAAAGCAGUCAUCCCUCUCACCUACCAGAAGACCAGCUUCUGUCUGCCUCUUUCUAUUUAUACACACACUUUUCAGUCUCUUUCUCCCUUCUUUUUUUUCUCUUUUUUGUUUGUUUGUUAUCCAAGCCAAAUGAAAAGGUGCUUCUUUUCUAAACCUGCUUCCCCACCUGUGUCUGGAAGCUUCCAUAAGGACAGUACCAAGGGCUCAGCAACAGGGGGCGUUGGAGGGAGGAAGCAAUGGAUUUUCAGGAGUCAGGAGGGAAAACGUCCCCCACUGCCUCUCCCCCAGGACGGUGUUGGUAAAAAGCGGGCAUGAGCUUGAUCCGUUCUACCAAUUAUUUAUUGUGUUUUUCUUCCCUGGUUCCCAUUUUUAACACGGAGGAGGCUCAGCAGAGACGCAACGAGCACAAGUUCUACUCAAGACAUCCCAGGAUGCACUGCACAGGGGCCGAACUCUCAGCAGCAAGAGGGGAAAUCAGUGAAUGUCUGCCGCGCCCCACCCCCCCACCUCUGCCCCCAAAAACCAUGUCUCUGUGUAACAAAGAUGGCAUGCAUGCUCUCCUACUAAAAACAAGUGUUUUUGUUCUUCGUUGUGAGCUUAUAAAGCCAAGCUGCUCUUUAUCUGUCGGUGCAGUUUGACGUCCUCGCUAGUUUCUUCUUCUUCUUUUUCUCACUGUGAGUUAUCACCUAUUAAGUCCACGCCACUCCACUGACUGGUUCACUGGACUUUCUGCCUUUCGCCUCCUCACCAUUGUAACGACCGUGACUGUUAACUUGCAUGGAAACUCUUAAAACCACUCUUAACUGUCAGCGUGAAGACGACUCUGGGUGUAGUUUCAAAAUGGGGAAGUAGCACAGUUUGUUUUUUUCCUAACAGUCCUCUCUCUGUGGGCUUAGAGACAGCUGACUACCUCAUGCUAUAUCUUCAAAGGUCAGAGGUGGCAGUGCAUCACAGGGAGGUCGGAUGAGUAGACACGGGGUCAAUUUUGGGACAUUUCCCCCUUUUUGACGGUCACUAAAGAUGGUAGGAGAAGAUCUUCUUUUUAUAUAGAAAAAGCUGAAACACUUUGGGACCUGCUCCCUUUUCUGCUCAGUAAUAACAGUUUUUUUCUUUUUCUCAAUGACAACUAUUCAAGUCCGACAACAAACAUAAAGUUGAAGGUAUUGGUGCAUAUUUUUAGAUACAUUAGCGGCGGCAGCUUUGGAGGUGGAUCCAGUCACAUAAUGAACUGCUACGUAACAGCAUUGCCUUCGACAGACAGGUUCCUGGAGAACAGCAGGAACAACCGUGCUCCUGGUGUAUUUCAGGAGACAGGACUGCCCGCUAAGUCAGAUAUAACAACAGAAGAAACACAAGAAAAUCUUAAAACGUUGGAUCUCUUUAAAAACACACUUCAUGUGAGUUUUGAGGAGCUCUAAGGCCAUCCAACAGCACACUUUUACUCAUGAAAUGUCUAAAGAUUUAUCUGGUUUAUCACAUGAUCCUGCAUCUUCAAGUACCCCGCGGGACUGAUGUUGGACUGCUGUUUUGUAAAUCCUUAAUUAACUAACAGUCUGUAUCUGCAGGAUCACAAUGGACUUUCAUAAAAUGAUAAAAAUGCAGCACACAGACUGCAGCGUUUUCAAUCGCUUCCUGAAGACCACAUAGCUGUGUAUAUAACAUACAAGCCUUCUACUGUCAGUAAUCGUCUUUUGCUUUCAUCUAAUCUGAAAAAGCAUUCAGCUGCAUCAAUGUUUGAAUCUCUACUAGUAAGGAUUCAGUUUAAUUGAAUUAGGGAUACAAAAUGGUGCAAAUGAAAGCCACCCAUAACUAAUAUAAGUUGUUAUUGUAUUCCAUAAGUGGUUAUUUAACAGAUUUUCCUACUGAGGCUCACAACUUGCUGCCAGUGGACUUUGUGAGAAGACUGAUCAUGCCUUUGGUUUACCAUGAGAUGAGUGGACAUCCGUUCUGAACCCGACACCUUUACGCUUUCUUUCUGUUCAAAGACAAUUAAGUGAUGAUGUUUCUUUUGGAGUUCGUCUUUCUCCGUGUCUUAACAUGCUUAGUUUCGAUGCUCAGCUUCAGCUGUGUCUCUUAAAAUAAAAAACAGAGUUGUGACACUGGUUAUUUAACAGACGUUGGUCAAAUAGUAUUUGCCAAUAAUUCUUUUAAAUGUGUUUUUUAACCACUUGGUGCAACAGAUGGGCGAGUCGCAAGACAGUAAAGUAGUUAAAGUUUAUUACUAAAUUGAGCUAAGACACCACCCAUCUGCUGCUCCAGACAGGUUACAGCAAGUAUUAUUUGCAGUACUGUUGGCACCAGGUCUUGUAUUUAAUAAUGAUUUUAGCUGUGUUGUGUCACUUCUUCCAUGCCUGGGCAAGACGGUAGCUGAUUUCAUUAGAAUAAAUUUGAAAGGAGGCUACGUCCUCUCUUUGUGCUGUUUCAUUCAAGUGUCUUGAAAGAUGAAUUGAAUGCACCUUGAGUGAUGAUUGGUUGUAUUUUUGCCCAAAUAUUCUUUAUUAAUCUCUCUUUCUUUCUCAAUCUCUCUCUCUCUUUUUCUCUCUCUCUCACUCUCUCUCUCUUGCUCGGGUCUGUGUCUGUAGUCCUACCAGCUCAGCCAGCCUUUCAAACUGCCUCACACUGUAGUCAAAGAGAAACAAAUACUCACAUAGCAACAUUGAAACAUGUCUUUGUAUGAUAUACUAAAACUAUGUUGGUGGGUUUGUUUUUAUUUUUUCAGUUUUUAAAAUAAAUAUGCCAACUCGUUAAUACAG
Messenger RNA from Scomber scombrus (Atlantic mackerel), 6264 nucleotides. It is a transcript of the gene hip1, whose product is annotated as huntingtin interacting protein 1. NCBI's taxonomy places the organism in Eukaryota, Metazoa, Chordata, Actinopteri, Scombriformes, Scombridae. Gene Ontology annotation, molecular function: clathrin-cargo adaptor activity; clathrin light chain binding; phosphatidylinositol-3,4-bisphosphate binding. Gene Ontology annotation, biological process: clathrin coat assembly; endocytosis; actin filament organization. The record is from RefSeq and is a predicted model, not a curated record. Gene Ontology annotation, cellular component: extrinsic component of postsynaptic membrane; actin cortical patch; clathrin-coated vesicle. The transcript is spliced from 31 exons. The coding region runs from base 468 to 3512 and encodes 1014 amino acids.